AUGUACGUAGCAAUGUUUGGCACAGUUGCCCGAUUUUGGUCUAGUUUUGGGAUUCAGAAGAAAGAAGACCGAGCAGCAGCCCGAUCGAGGAUUCAGAAGAAAGAAGACCGAGCAGCAGCCCGAUCGAGGAUUCAGAAGAAAGAAGACCGAGCAGCAGCCCGAUCGAGGAUUCAGAAGAAAGAAGACCGAGCAGAAGCAGCGCAAACGAGUCCAUCGCGACGCCCCAAGAUGCCGCGAGGAGCCGAAGGUAAGGCUUCGGAGCCACAACUCGAGAACUUUCUUGCAGCAAUGGUUGAACAAAUGCGGAUUCAACAUGAAGAAAUGAAAACGCUGCUCACCGCCUUGGCACCCACGCAGAGAACCACCGUCCAGGACGUCAGCAAGGAUUAA
Molecule: messenger RNA, 390 nt
Organism: Necator americanus (New World hookworm)
Lineage: Eukaryota; Metazoa; Nematoda; Chromadorea; Rhabditida; Ancylostomatidae
Exons: 2
Coding region: 1-390 (129 amino acids)
Source: RefSeq, a predicted model, not a curated record